AUGUUUUUCAACAAAGCCUUGCCCCUUCCCGCGUAUAUGCGAAUCUUCACUUACAUCGUCGCGCUUGCCGUCACUGGAGCGUUAGUGCAGGCUGCUCCCACCUCAUACGGUGACUCAACGCACAGUAUCUCUCAAGAACUAGACAGCUUGUUUAACUACGCAGUCAGUCGUAAUAAAUAUGUUUAUCCUCUACGGCAACAACUUCAAGCAGAUCUAGCGAAAAUUCAAUCCACAUCCGACCAUUCAUCUUCAGAAUACAAGGCUGAAAUGGCAGACUUCAGGAACAAACUUGGUAUUAUAUAUACCGAUUUCCCUCUCUGGCCCGGUUGGAAUGAUCUUUUCGACGAAAUUUAUCAAGGCGACUGGGAUACUACCACCGCACACUCAAACGAUGGAAAUACAGACAACUACGAAAGUAACUCAACAUCCAAUCAAUUUGAGCAAUAUGUGGAAGACUUGGAGACCUAUGUCAAGCAAUAUGACAUCGGAUCUCUCGGUGACGUUUUGAUCGUCAAGCAGGCUAUUAUCUGGCUAGACCAAAACGAACACAACAUUGCUACUGUCCACGACUUUAACGACCAGGUCUCAGGGCUGGAUGAAGCGUGGGGAAGACUGCACAGAAACAAUGCCGCCUGGCCUAAGUGGGAGGUGGCCGAAUCCACCUUCAAGAACAUGUAUUCGGAUGCGCUGAAGGACGUGCCCAAAUCGGACUUGACCCACCUCUACGCCGAGGAAAAUUCGCAUACCAAUAGUGUUCAGUAUGAAGAUCUGGAUUCCUUUUUCUACAACCCAAAUCAGCAUAAUGACGAAGUGAAUGUUUCGGAUGACAUUGACCAGGAAUUGAACGCUAUCUUUGCAGCAUUUACCAAGGUGAAGACACUUCCUCAUAUUGACGGAUUGCUUGAACUUGUAGAAAAUAUCAAUCAUAACGAUGCCAUAUGA
Messenger RNA from Umbelopsis ramanniana AG, 942 nucleotides. RefSeq lists its product as uncharacterized. Lineage: Eukaryota; Fungi; Mucoromycota; Umbelopsidomycetes; Umbelopsidales; Umbelopsidaceae. The transcript has a single exon. The record is from RefSeq and is a predicted model, not a curated record. Bases 1 to 942 code for a protein of 313 amino acids.